This is a messenger RNA of Lepus europaeus (European hare), 3717 nucleotides long. It is a transcript of the gene L3MBTL2, whose product is annotated as L3MBTL histone methyl-lysine binding protein 2. The record is from RefSeq and is a predicted model, not a curated record. Bases 84 to 2201 code for a protein of 705 amino acids. Lineage: Eukaryota; Metazoa; Chordata; Mammalia; Lagomorpha; Leporidae. Gene Ontology annotation, molecular function: zinc ion binding. Gene Ontology annotation, cellular component: nucleus. The transcript is spliced from 17 exons. Gene Ontology annotation, biological process: regulation of DNA-templated transcription.
GCUGGCCAAUGAGUGCGCUCGGGGAGAGCGCUGAGGCCAAUAUGGCUUCCUACACCUGGUGACGGUUUGAGAAACUAAGUCUCAUGGAGAAGCCACGGGGCGCUGAGGAGACCCCGUCUUCGGAACCAAUGGAGGAAGAAGAGGAAGACGGUGACUUGGAGCUGUUUGGUGGCUAUGACAGUUUCCGGAGUUACAACAGCAGUGUGGGCAGUGAGAGCAGCUCCUACCUGGAGGAGUCGAGUGAGCCAGAGAAUGAAGAUCGAGAAGCCGGGGAGCUGCCCACCUCCCCUCUGCACCUGCUGAGCCCUGGGACUCCUCGCUCCGUGGAUGGCAGUGGUUCUGAGCCAGCUGUCUGUGAGAUGUGUGGUAUCGUGGGCACAAGGGAAGCCUUCUUCUCCAAGACCAAGAGGUUCUGCAGCGUCUCCUGCUCCAGGAGCUAUUCCUCCAACUCCAAGAAAGCCAGCAUCUUGGCUAGAUUACAGGGGAAACCACCGACCAAGAAAGCCAAAGUGCUGCACAAGGCGGCCUGGUCUGCUAAAAUAGGAGCCUUCCUGCACUCCCAGGGCACUGGACAGCUGGCCGAUGGGACGCCCACAGGGCAAGACGCUCUGGUCUUGGGCUUCGACUGGGGCAAGUUCCUGAAGGAUCACAGUUACAAAGCUGCUCCUGUCAGCUGCUUCAAACACGUCCCGCUGUACGACCAGUGGGAGGACGUGAUGAAGGGGAUGAAGGUGGAGGUGCUCAACAGUGACGCCGUGCUCCCCAGCCGGGUGUACUGGAUCGCCUCCGUCAUCCAGGCAGCAGGGUAUCGGGUGCUUCUUCGUUACGAAGGCUUUGAAAAUGACGCCAGCCAUGACUUCUGGUGCAACCUGGGAACAGUGGACGUCCACCCCAUUGGCUGGUGUGCUAUCAACAGCAAGAUCCUGGUGCCCCCCCGGACCAUUCACGCCAAGUUCACUGACUGGAAGGGCUACCUCAUGAAGCGGCUCGUGGGCUCCCGGACGCUUCCCGUGGAUUUCCACAUCAAGAUGGUGGAGAGCAUGAAGUACCCCUUUCGUCAGGGCAUGCGGCUGGAGGUGGUGGACAAGUCCCAGGUGUCACGGACCCGCAUGGCUGUGGUGGACACAGUCAUUGGGGGUCGCCUACGACUCCUCUAUGAGGAUGGUGACAGUGACGAUGACUUCUGGUGCCACAUGUGGAGCCCCUUGAUCCACCCAGUGGGUUGGUCACGGCGCGUUGGCCACGGCAUCAAGAUGUCAGAGCGGCGCAGUGACAUGGCCCAUCAUCCCACCUUCCGGAAAAUCUACUGUGACGCCGUCCCUUACCUGUUCAAGAAGGUCCGAGCUGUCUACACAGAAGGCGGUUGGUUUGAGGAGGGGAUGAAGCUGGAGGCCAUUGACCCGCUGAAUCUGGGCAACAUCUGUGUGGCCACCAUCUGCAAGGUGCUCCUGGACGGCUACCUGAUGAUCUGUGUGGAUGGCGGGCCCUCCACAGAUGGCUCGGACUGGUUCUGUUACCACGCCUCCUCCCAUGCCAUCUUCCCAGCCACCUUUUGCCAAAAAAAUGACAUCGAGCUCACACCCCCAAAAGGAUAUGAGACACAGACUUUCAGCUGGGACACCUACUUGGAGAAAACCAAGUCCAAAGCAGCUCCGUCGAGACUCUUUAACAUGGACUGCCCCAACCAUGGCUUCAAGGUGGGCAUGAAGCUGGAGGCCGUGGACCUGAUGGAGCCCCGGCUUAUCUGUGUGGCCACGGUGACGCGGGUGGUACAUCGGCUGCUCAGCAUCCACUUUGACGGCUGGGACAACGAGUACGACCAGUGGGUGGACUGUGAAUCCCCGGACAUCUACCCCGUGGGCUGGUGUGAGCUCACCGGCUACCAGCUCCAGCCUCCUGUGGCCGCAGAACCAGCCACACCUCUGAAGGCCAAAGAGGCCACGAAGAAGAAAAAGAAGCAGUUUGGGAAGAAACGGAAAAGGAUCCCGCCGACCAAGACCCGGCCCCUCAGGCAGGGGUCCAAGAAGCCGCUGCUGGACGACAACCUGCAGACGGCGGGGGAGAUCUCGUCGGAGCCCGUUCCCGACGAGAUCAUUGCUGUGUGUGUGAAGGACGAGCACCUACACACGGCCUCACCUGGCAAGGCUUCGGGUCCAGAGCUGCCUGUCCCCACAGAGAUCAAGCAGGAGACCCCGGACUGAGCCGGCCUGGGCUGGGCAGAGGGAGCGGCUCCUCUGCUCCCCCAGCCUGCCACGCCUCCUGAGUGGAAACUGAGCCUUUUUGUAUAGAUGCUGCCUGCUGUGAGGCCCGGGUCUCUGACACCUCACGCCUCCGCCCUGGUAGGAAAGAGCUCCAUGACUGGGGCAGGGUGUGAGCAGCCCUGCCCCAGGCAGAGCGCGGAAGCUGCAGUAGUAGCUCCACAGGAAGGCAGGACUGAACUGUGUGUAAAUAAAGGUCACCUGACAGACACAAGUGCUGUGACAGGAGCAGCCCCCACCUGGAAGCCCGCCCGGCCUCUGCUGUGCUCCUGGCUCCCAGGGACCCUGCGGUGGUGGGCAGCUGAGAAGCAGUGACCAGGAUUUGGUGACUUGUGGGGUGGCCUGAGCACUGCCCCCACUUCCGUAAAGGAACAGGGUGGGAUGGGGCAGGGGCCGAGGCCUGGUGCUGCCAGAGGCAGCAGGAUCCGAAGAUGAGCUUGGCCCAUGCGCCAUCCAGCCCCGUCUGAGUCUGACCUGCUCUGGGGCCUGGCCUGGCCCAACAUUUGCAUUCCCCUCCUGCCCAUUAAGCAGGGUCAGGGAUGGCCUUGUCGCUGGGGGUGGUCAGCCCUGAGGGCUGAGGUGCCCCCGCUUUUCCACCAGUGCCAGGGUAGGGUGGGGGGCACACACAGGGUAUGGAUCCUGGCUCACUACCCCUGUGGUCCCAGUCCUUUAACUCCUCCACCUGGUGUCUGCCCAAACUUCAGCCAGCCAUAAAGCUCUCUGAUCAGCCAUGUGUCCUGAGCUCCUCUUCCUGAAACCACGGUCAGGCCAGGCUGCAGUCCUAGCCCUUCUCUUCCACCUAGGUUUUUGGAAGGGGAUGUGUGGCCUGGCUUGGUCCUGUCUCCUGCGGCCCCUCGGGCCUGUGUGCUGCUCUGUCAGCCCAGGCCACCUGCACCUGCCGCUGGCUGGAUGCGCUGUGGUUUGCUCAGGGCUGGGUUUAUUCAUCCCUAGGAUGCGGGUGCAAGUUUCCAGCCAUCCAGGACCUGGGCGAUUCUAAACAAGGUCCAAGAGAACCUGAUCCUCUUCCCUUUGCUAAGGCGGUAGACAGCCUCUGCCCCUGCAGAAGCCAGGCCCAGAAAGUGGCAGCUGGUGCAGCCCAGGUUUCUUCAAAUGUCAACAGGUCUGGAAACUGAAGGGCCUCAGAGGAGUGAGGCAAGGGGCCGUGCCUCCCCUGCCAUCACCCACACGCACAGUGCUGAGACUCGGGGUGCUGGGUCAGUGGCAUCGGCCCUGGGAGGCUGUGGGGAAGACGCUCUGCUGCUCCCAGAGCCCGGCCAGACUUCAUCAUUGCCAAUUCCCUUGCAAUUAGGGGAUCUGAGACAGAGCUUGUGUAGCCUGGACCCUCUGCUGGAGAGUCCCAAGGACCUCCUCCCCCAGGCACUGGGGGAACCACACAUUUAAGGAGCCCUGAGAGGUUCAUUCUGACUUCUCAGGUGAGAAGAGAAAAGGCUCAAUAAAG